Messenger RNA from Saccostrea echinata, 684 nucleotides. RefSeq lists its product as uncharacterized. NCBI's taxonomy places the organism in Eukaryota, Metazoa, Mollusca, Bivalvia, Ostreida, Ostreidae. The transcript is spliced from 4 exons. The coding region runs from base 1 to 684 and encodes 227 amino acids. The record is from RefSeq and is a predicted model, not a curated record.
AUGGCGGGUUCUCUGUCUGGGCGAAAGUCUUAUAAUGAGGAUUUAUCAAGAAGUAAAACAACAAGUCAGAGCAAAACAUGGGAAUGCGUUAUCCCAGCAUGUAUGAAUUAUUACAUCUCAAGUAAUGCAGUGGAUAGAAAUGAAAAAACCUGUGCAAGAAGCACGUUCAUAGGUGAGGGCGCAACAGAGAAGACAGUAUGGUGGAAAGUGGAUAUGGGUGAUAUUUACAGUAUUUACAGCAUCGAUGUGCUGUUUGAAAACAUGGAAGACGAGGCUCGACAAAGAGGGCGUUUUGCAGGAUUUUCUCUCUACUUGUCAGAGUCAGGAAAAAGAGACAAUGAUUCACUUUGUUACAAAAAUGGACAGGAUGUACCUCCAUUGAAUUUUACGACAACUUGCAUCGGAUACGGGCGUUAUGUUUUCUUUUACAAUGAACGAUUGGACGGAGUUGAUUAUCCACCAGAUUACAAAAUGAGAUCAUUAUCUAUGUUAUGCGAAGUGAUAGUGAAAGGUUGUAAUAAAACCUUUUAUGGAAAAAAUUGUGAAAAAAAAUGUUCAGUCAACUGUGAAGAUCAAAGAUGUAACAUCGUAAAUGGAACAUGUAUGAGAUGCUCUAGCGGGUGGACAGGACAAUUAUGCAAAAAUAGUAUGAACGUUAUGAUUUCAUUCUCCAGUCUAGUUUAG